Molecule: messenger RNA, 2871 nt
Organism: Haplochromis burtoni (Burton's mouthbrooder)
Lineage: Eukaryota; Metazoa; Chordata; Actinopteri; Cichliformes; Cichlidae
Product: E3 ubiquitin-protein ligase RNF126
Exons: 9
Coding region: 53-1021 (322 amino acids)
Biological process (GO): protein ubiquitination
Cellular component (GO): cytoplasm
Molecular function (GO): ubiquitin protein ligase activity
Source: RefSeq, a predicted model, not a curated record
AUUGUCCUUUUCGGGGCUCCGUAGUUUUUCCUCUUUACCUGUUUAGUAGCUAAUGAUGGCUGAAGCUCCUCCAUGGCCCAGCCGGUUUUUCUGUCAUAGAUGCUCAGCAGAGAUCAGUCCUCGGCUUCCCGAGUAUACAUGUCCAAGAUGUGAGUCAGGGUUUAUUGAAGAACUGCUUGAAGAAAGAAGUGCUGACAAUGGCUCCAUGUCUACCAUCUCCAGCGGGCCCCAGAAUCAACAACCAUUUGAGAAUGCGGACCAGCACCUGUUUACAUUCCCUUCAGGCUAUGGCCAGUUUGCCCUGGGUGUCUUUGAUGAUAGCUUUGACUUUGGGGCUGGACUCACAACAGAGGAUAACAGGGAUGCUGAAAACCGUCGGGAAAGGGAAGCUGCAUCUCGGCAACGAUAUGGUGCCAGGCAACCAAGAAGUCGCCAUGGUUCAAGACGACAAGCAGGGAGACACGAGGGAGUUCCCACUUUAGAGGGAAUCAUUCAGCAGCUAGUAAAUGGAAUAAUUGCACCUACGGCAAUGCCAAACAUUGGUGUUGGACCCUGGGGUGUUCUUCACUCAAAUCCUAUGGACUAUGCCUGGGGUGCUAAUGGAUUAGAUGCUAUUAUAACACAGUUAUUAAAUCAGUUUGAGAAUACAGGACCACCACCUGCUGAUAGAGAUAAAAUAAAAAGUCUUCCUACAGUACAAAUUACAGAUGAGCAUGUUGCUUCAGGACUGGAAUGUCCAGUGUGUAAAGAAGAUUACAGUGUUGGUGAAAAUGUGAGGCAGCUCCCAUGCAAUCACAUGUUUCACAAUGAUUGCAUAGUCCCUUGGUUGGAACAGCAUGACACUUGUCCAGUGUGCAGGAAAAGCUUGAGUGGACAGAACACAGCAACAAACCCUCCAGAACUAUCAGGGAUGAAUUUUACCUCCUCCUCUUCCUCUUCCUCCUCCUCCUCCUCCUCAUCCUCCUCAACACCCCAGUCCUCAAGUUCAACCAGCAAUGAGAACUCCACAGAUAAUUCGUAGGAAGAACAUGUGUCACCCCAUGAGCUGUUUUUAGCUCUCAGGCUGCUGUACUUCAGACCAGUGACCUCCAUCCUCUCCCUGCCGAAGGGCCGAAACCUGAGUGCAUCUCCCCAGGAGCACUCACGCUGAUUCACGGAUAAGUGAUACAUGAGGCCCAUGUAUUUCUGCCCAUCCUGUUGCUCCCACCUUCAUCAGGAUUCUGAACAAAGGAAGGGCAGAGGCCUGGAGUGCACCUUCAGUCAGGGAGGAUGCAUAGAAGCAUGGAUACUUAAAGAGGCUUGAUCUGCCUGAAUCACCUCAUACAAGAAGAGAAAAAAAGAAUCCAAAGGUAGAAAACUAGAACAAGACAGUUGCUGUUCUUUUUUAUUUCUCAUUUUUCAAUCUCUUGAUUUGUUUGUUUUAUGAUGACCCACUUUUUUCAGUAAAGCAAGAGAAUAAUAAAGCUAUCCCUUUUUAAGGAGCAUUCAUAUCUCGCAUAUUAAAUGACCCAAAAUGCACUAUAGUGCACUGCUUAAGCAUGCACUUUGAACUUACAUUGAAACAAUAUUAUAUCUGACCCCUUUAGCUCUUUAAAAAAAAACUGACAAUAGUUUCUAUAAUUAUUUUAUUGUCAACCUGUACUUGCUAUUUUAAGAUUACCUGAAUCACACAGGUACCAUUGUUUGCACUUGAAAUGAUCUGUUAAAUUGCAGUAAAUUUUUUAUCAAUUGCCACAUACUUUAUGAUUUAUAUUUGCAACCAUAAAAGAUGUUUCCACAUAUGAUACACGUGAUACAUUUUGAAACAUUUCUGUGCAUUUUAAUUUAAACAUAAAUAUUUUCAAAAGUUGCCAGUUGAAUUCCUCUUGAUUUGCAGUAUGAUCAUGUACAGACAAAACUGUCUAACAGAUGAAAAUAAAGAUGUUUGGGUGCUAGCACUCAUUUCCUGUAAGUCAUUCUUAGGGUGUGGUUACAAUACUCUAAAGGCUUUCCAAUAAGUCUUACAACAACAGUGUUUUACGUGUAUUCAUUUUUUUAUACUCUGACUGUGGUGCUGUGGUUUAAAAACUAAAUGGUAGUGCAGUAAUCAUAAAAACUGGGUCAUUUUAAAAGAGGAGAGGUUAAAACAUACCCUCUUGAUACCCUUUUGUUCAAGUACCAAAUAAAAAAAAACUAAUGAUAUGGUGACCUUUUAAGUUGUUCUGGUUCCCAGUCUAAAUUAUUUGUUCCUGUCAUGACGCCUUCAAAGCUGUCCAGAACAGCCAAGCAUCAACCAAGGAACAAUGACCCCAUUAGUGAGCACUGCUGGACCUGUUUUCAAUGCAUAAUACGAUUUUGUGAUAAUUUUGUACUUUCAAAGUAAGGCCUGGUCCAAAGGCAUGCAGCUAGUAAACAGAUUCUAUAUUAAAUCCUUCACUGGUGUACUUGCCUGUCUAAUGUUAUCAAGAAGCCAAUAAAUUCUGUUUCCUUUAAUUGUUUAGCCAUAUGGGUGUAUUUCCUCUACAUUGUACUGCACAUCAGGGGUUUUAUGUUCAAAGAGGGCAUUGUUAUGGACAGAACACUGAUCUUACUGGAAGACAGAUGAAUACAUAUAGCUCAGAGUUUGCUCUCACAAGGGGAAAUUACAGAUUCAUAAUCUUUCUUUAAAAAAAAACAAACAAACGAUACAAAACAUUGUUGACCUUGUUGUUUUGCCUUCUAGCUGUGAAGCUGGAAUAUAUCAGGCUUAUUAAAUAUUUGGUUGCUGUAGAUUCAGUGGUUCUGGUGCCGGUUAAAAGUCUAGACUUAUGAUUUAAAAAAAAAUACAUAAUGUGAAUAUGUAUUGGCUUUAUUUUUCUAGAGCUGCAGGUUUUGCAAAUCUUUUAAUAACAG